AUGAGCGGCAACAGGAGGAGCUUCGCGGAGGCGGCGGUGAACGGCGAGUCGGCGGCGCGCCGCGCGGGGGCGGCGCUCACCGUCACCACGGCGCAGGGCGUGCUGCGGGGGCGGCGCGCCAGAGCGCCCUCUGGCGCCGUCUACUGCGCCUUCCAGGGCAUCCCGUACGCCAAGCCGCCCGUUCGCGAACUGCGUUUCAAGCCGCCGCAGCCUGCCGAGAAGUGGACGAGCAUACGGAACGCGACGGAGGAGGGUCCGGUGGCGCCGCAGGUGAACCUCUACACCGGCAGGCUGGAGGGCGACGAGGACUGCCUCUACCUCAACGUCUACACGCCAAACCCUCCCAAGGGUUCGAUGCCCGUGAUGGUGUGGAUCCACGGCGGCGGCUUCUUCAGUGGCAGUGGCAACGCAGACAUCCACGGUCCGGAGUACCUGGUGGAGCACGGCGUCGUCGUCGUCACCUUCAACUACCGCCUCGGCGUUCUUGGUUUCAUGAGUACGGGAGACAACGUGGUUCCUGGUAACAUGGGCCUCAAGGACCAGGUGAUGGCUCUCCGCUGGGUCAAGGACCACAUAGCCAAUUUCGGCGGUGACCCCAAAAACGUCACCAUCUUCGGCCAAGACGCGGGAGCGUGGUCUUGCCAUGCUCAUAUGUUGUCACCUAUGUCUAGAGGCCUGUUCCAGCGCGUCAUCGCCAUGAGCGGCAGUACACUGGUGCCCGCCGCCUUCUCGACCGCCGUGCCGGAACGUACAUUCGUGCUGGCCGAGCACUUGGGACUGCGCACGCGCAGUUCUGAGGAGGUGCUCAUGUACUUGAUGGAGUUCCCCGCCAAGGCCUUCGUUGAGGACAUGCGCCACGCGCUCGCGCCAGAGGACAAGGAGCGCACGGUGGUCCCGUUCGUGAUGACGGUGGAGCCGCCAGACGCGGAGGGGGGCGCCUUCCUGACGAAGCCGCCCGCCGAGCUGCUGCGCGCCGGCAGGGCCCACCGCGUGCCGCUGCUCACCGGCGUCACCGCCCUAGAAGGCGCCGUCUUCCUCGUCAAGAACGUCCGUAAUGUCAUCAACGCCACGGCGAACCUCGACAUGAGCUUCCAGCGGCUGGUCCCCCAGGACUUCAACGGCCGCAAGGAGGACCGCAUUGCCCUCUGUCGUGAGAUGAAAAACUUCUACUACGGUGACGAGCCAGUAUCUUCUGAUAACUUGGGGCCGUAUGUUAACAUCCGUGGCGAUUUGGCUUUCAACUAUCCCGUGAUAAAGACGGCCAGGAUUCACUCUAAGCAGACGCAAAACGUGUACCUUUAUCUCUUCUCCGCUGACGGAGAGCUGAAUCACAUGAAGAGGAUAGCAAAGGCAGAAAAGUUAGCAGGUGCGUGCCACGGGGACGACGUGUUCUACCUGUUCCGGUCCUCUCUGUUCGACGUCGCCGCCGAGCCCACAUCAGCAGAAAGCAAAACCAUUGCGAACCUGACAAAGCUGUGGACCAACUUCGCCAAAACAGGAAACCCAACGCCGGACAAAGGGGGCGACCUGGGCGUGACGUGGCCGGCUUUCAGCGAGCGCGCGCCGUCCUACCUGCGCAUCGACAACAGCGGCCUCAGCGUGGCCAAGGAGCUCUUCGGCGAGCGCAUGGCCUUCUGGGACAGGCUGUACGAGCGCCUCAGCAAGUAGGCGCUACCACCGAAAAUAACUGCGGGCGCUGUUAAUGUGCGUGCACAGCCGCAUUCCCUGUGAUGC
This is a messenger RNA of Schistocerca serialis cubense, 1734 nucleotides long. Its product is annotated as juvenile hormone esterase-like. NCBI's taxonomy places the organism in Eukaryota, Metazoa, Arthropoda, Insecta, Orthoptera, Acrididae. Gene Ontology annotation, molecular function: cholinesterase activity. The coding region runs from base 1 to 1668 and encodes 555 amino acids. The record is from RefSeq and is a predicted model, not a curated record. The transcript has 11 exons.